UUAAUCUUCCAGAUCUAGCGACUAUUGCAAGUUCAUCGAUCUUCUGCUUGAAAGUACGAGAUAAGGAGGCCAAAAGCCUUGGAAACUGGAAUUGAAUGGGGUUUCUGCGUGCUUCCUGCUCGAAGCUAAACGUACACUACAAUGCCACAACUGGUUCUGAACUUACCUUCACUUUUCCAUAACUUCAGAAAUGGUUGAAGUGCGAGAUUCCGGUGCACUGGAAAAGACACAUCUGCGUGAACAUUUUGUGCGACCUUUGCGCGAGCACCGACAUCUGCGAAUGGCGCCAUUCCCAUUGGCAGCAGGAGUUCCCGCUACGAACCUACUGGAGUUUCACGAAGGUCACCUGGAGGACCACGCGCAGUCCAUCGACCAAAAGCAAUGCAGUCUGUGCGGAGGUUGCGCUUGCUGUCAUUUGGCUUCAGUGAAGGUUGAAGCUGAGGAACAAGUGUCUAAGUACGAAGCCGAGUGGCAACCAAUGCUGCGCGAUAUAUACGCGAUAGAUCGGCAUCAAUAUCGUGGUUCUCGCGCUGCCGCCUUCGUCAACAAACACUAG
Phytophthora nicotianae INRA-310 is the source of this 556-nucleotide messenger RNA. RefSeq lists its product as hypothetical. The record is from RefSeq and is a predicted model, not a curated record. The coding region runs from base 191 to 556 and encodes 121 amino acids. The transcript is spliced from 3 exons. Lineage: Eukaryota; Oomycota; Peronosporomycetes; Peronosporales; Peronosporaceae.